AUGGAGAACCAACAACCCACCUCAGAUAUUCGACUCCUACCUGGAUUUAGAUUCCACCCAUCUGAUGAGGAGCUCAUCCAACACUACUUGAGAAACAAAGUGACAUCAAGACUAUCAAGUCCACUCCAAGCUUCUAUCAUAGCUGAAAUAGAUCUGUAUAAAUAUAACCCAUGGGAGCUUCCAAAAAAGGCUUUGUUUGGAGAAGAUGAAUGGUACUUCUUUACACCAAGGGAUACGAAGUAUCCCAAUGGAGUGAGGCCUAAUAGAGCAGCAGGUUUAGGUUAUUGGAAAGCUACAGGGACAGAUAAACCCAUACUCACUUCUUGUGGGACGAAGAGUAUUGGGGUCAAGAAAGCCCUUGUGUUCUACAAAGGUCGACCUCCGAAAGGAGUUAAGACAGACUGGAUCAUGCAUGAGUAUAGAUCAUCACUCGAUACCAUAAUUUGGACUGCCAAGGAAAAAGGGUCUAUGAGAUUGGACGAUUGGGUGCUAUGUCGGGUUCGGCAAAAAUGUGGUGUACUAAGGAACAUGAGGGAAGAUCGAAACGGCCCUAGUUAUGAACCACCAGUCUACGUUCAAAAAGUGGAUGAGCCAUCUAUGAAUGUGCACCCUAUCCUCUUUGCGGCUGUAAGAAAUUAUUUAUACAACGAUUGCCCAAUGCUGCCAUAUUUCUUUGCCUCUCAGAAUAUCCCUUGCACUGAUACAGCCGCAAGCAUAAGCUUCCAAAGUAGCAAUGGUGGAAAAUUAUGUCCUAAAGACGAUACAGCUAUAAAUCAGUCACAAUACUUAGCUUCUUUCAACAGCUUGCUUAACCCACUGAAAAGAAAACCGGCAGAAGGAAAUCACAAUGAGAUUUUCGUUUUCCCAAGCAAGAAAGUAAGCAACAGAGAUAUUUAA
Messenger RNA from Quercus robur (English oak), 897 nucleotides. Its product is annotated as NAC transcription factor 29-like. Gene Ontology annotation, molecular function: DNA binding. The transcript has 3 exons. Lineage: Eukaryota; Viridiplantae; Streptophyta; Magnoliopsida; Fagales; Fagaceae. The coding region runs from base 1 to 897 and encodes 298 amino acids. The record is from RefSeq and is a predicted model, not a curated record. Gene Ontology annotation, biological process: regulation of DNA-templated transcription.